GGGAUUAUAUAAUACAGUUGCUGAGUGUGGGGCUGGCGAUGGUGGGUCAUUUGGGGUUAUCCUCACGAGAAAAUCCACAUCCUCUCGCCUUCCCGCUUCUUCUUCUUCUUCUUACAUCUCUAUCUUCUUUCUUCUAUACUUCCUUUGGAGAGAGAAUCUCACCUCUAUCUUUAGAUUGUGGCAUUCCAAGAAAGUCUAUCCUAAACACUCCUGUGGACUGUGAUUGUUCUCUGAGUUAAUAGUUUGCUCGCUAGCUAUGUGUUGCUGCUUCUUCACUGGCCAUGGACACCCCUGAGAAGACCCAGAUCACCACUUCCCUUUCUAAAUUCGAGGAUUCCCCGGUCUUCAACUACAUCAAUAGUCUUUCUCCUAUCAAGCCAGUGAAGUCCUUACACAUUACUCAGGCAUUCCAUUCACUUAGUUUUGCAUCUCUUCCAUCAAUUUUUACUUCUCCCCAUGUUAGCUCUAACAAGGAAUCUAGGUUUUUAAGAAGGCAUCAGUACUCAGAUCCCUCAAAAUCAGGGUUCUCAUCUGAAAAUGGAAAUAAAGUCAGCAGUGAGGAAGAGGCAGAUCUGGAUGUUGCUCAGCUGUAUGAUAACUCAGAUGAGCUACAGGAAAAUUUUGAUCCAGGAGUGUCUAUAGGAGAAGUUUCUGUCGAACCUCCUAGUGAAGAUUUGAAAUUUGCAGUUGAGCUGCCACGGAGGUUAAGAUAUGAUUGUGGUAGCCCGGAAUAUGAGGCAACAGGAACAACACCUAGUUGUGGUCCACAAACUGAUCAAACAUCAGAAUUGCCUGGCAUCUCUCGAAAGUGUUCCCCUGAACAUGAACUGCAUCUACAGGGGAUACACCAGACUGAGCAGAAGAAAGAAGCUACAGAUUGUGUCUGGGAGAAUUUGAUGUCAGAUGAUACUGACCUAUUAAUUUUUCAUUCUCCAAUUGAUACGGAGGCUUUUAAAGGGUUAAUGCAGAAAUCACUGGAUCUUGAUGCAAGCUUUUCGCCUUCUCUUGAUGAGGUGCAAAAAGUGCGAAUAGAUCCUUCAACCCAGCCUGGAGAAACUGGUGUACCAAUGGAAAUAAACCAGACUCAGGAAAACCUUAAUGAACAUGUGGACGUGGAUAAUGAGGUGGGAAUGUCCGCUAAGGUUCUUUCCAAGGGUAUCUCUGUUUUGUAUCGAGGCAUGCGAAGGCGUUGUCUAGAUUUUGAGACAGUAGGAGCUCAUAGGAAGGACUUAGAUGAUAGUUCAAAUUCAAGUACUUCUGGAGGAGGGCAAUCUGAAGAGAAGGUUGCCCCCAAAGAUAAGCAAUUGGUUCUUUUUAAGCCUGGCCGUGAUUCUUCAAGGUGUGUUUUACCUGGAAUUGGUUUGCACUUAAAUGCUCUGGCAAUUUCUUGCAAGGAUAGCAAAAAUGUGAAGCACGAAACUUUGUCUUCUGGAAAAAGUUUGUCUAGCUUUGUUGCUUCCUCUCACUCCCAAAAUAAUGGUCAAGAACCUAAUGAAUCAUUGUCUUUAGUCUCCACUGAAAUUGACAUAGAUCCAACUGAAAAUGAAGUUCCACUUGUGGAAGACGUUCCUCAGGCAUCUGCUUGUUUAGUUACUGAAGAGUUCAAUCCCAGUAGCCCCAAAAAGAAGAGGCGUAAGUUGGAAGGAGAAAGUGAAGCCUGCAAGCGUUGUAACUGUAAGAAGUCAAAGUGUUUGAAACUUUACUGUGAAUGUUUUGCUGCUGGUGUCUACUGCAUAGAACCAUGUUCUUGUCAAGAAUGCUUUAACAAGCCUAUUCAUGAAGAUACUGUUCUUGCAACUCGCAAACAAAUUGAAUCUCGCAACCCACUUGCAUUUGCUCCGAAAGUGAUUAGGAGUUCUGAAACUGCAAACGAAGUUGGGGAUGAGUCCAGCAAAACUCCUGCUUCAGCCAGGCAUAAAAGAGGAUGCAACUGCAAGAAAUCUAGUUGCCUGAAGAAAUACUGUGAAUGCUACCAGGUUUUUCUCUACCCUAAUCUCUAUGCUUUUUGUUUUUCAUAUAGAUCAAUUAAUUAUCAUGGUUUUCUCGUGAAGGGUGGCGUUGGAUGCUCCAUUAACUGCAGAUGUGAAGGGUGUAAGAAUGCCUUUGGUAGAAAGGAUGGAUCUGCUCCUACAGAAACAGAAACAGAACCAGAAGAUGAUACUGAACGAUGUGAAAAUAAUGGAGUAGACAAAAUUUCAGAGAAAACUGAAAUCCAGAAUAAGGAAGAGCAACAUCCAAAUUCUGCUCUUCCUAUCACACCAUUAGCAAUUUGCAGACCACUGCUUCAACUGCCAUUUUCAUCAAAGAGCAAACCACCAAGAUCUUUUCUCAGUAUUGGAUCAUCUUCUGGAUUGUGUACUGGCCAAAAGUACGGUAAACCAAAUAUUCUCAAACCUCAAACGAAGUUUGAGACACAAGCACAAACCAUCUAUGAUGAUGAUAUGCCUGAGAUCCUCAGAGGCAACUACUCUCCAAGCACCGGCAUCAAGACUUCUCCAAACAGCAAGAGGGUCUCUCCUCCUCACAGUAUUUUAGGGUCAUCAACUGGUCAGAGGACUGGCAGGAAGUUGAUAUUGCAAUCCAUACCUUCAUUUCCUUCUCUCACUCCCCAGCAUUGAAAUGAAACCUUCCCCAUAAAGUUUAGAUGAUAUUCUUUAAACCUUAGUUAUGUUGAGAUGAUGUAGUAGUUGAAGGUUAGUUCAGCUCUUGUACAAUAAUAUCCUUUCUCGCUCUCGUAAUGUCCAAGCACUUCAAAUCAUUGUAUAAUAUGGCAAUACACUUUUCCUGAUUAUUAUUAUUAUUUUUAAUUUAUCUUCAUUUUUAAAGAUCAA
This is a messenger RNA of Manihot esculenta (cassava), 2831 nucleotides long. RefSeq names its product protein tesmin/TSO1-like CXC 2. The transcript is spliced from 9 exons. Lineage: Eukaryota; Viridiplantae; Streptophyta; Magnoliopsida; Malpighiales; Euphorbiaceae. The record is from RefSeq and is a predicted model, not a curated record. Gene Ontology annotation, molecular function: DNA-binding transcription factor activity. Bases 282 to 2618 code for a protein of 778 amino acids.